GGGGUCCUUGUAGCUUCAUUGAGCUGCAGAAGUUACCACGCUUAAAAUUACUGGUUUAAAGAUUAAACUUGCUCAGAUUUGGAUUGAUGUGACCUAAAGACGGGAAUUGGGAAGCUUGCUGCCAUGACGAUAGUAAUUGGGUUUGAAGGCAGUGCCAAUAAGAUUGGCAUUGGCAUUAUGCGGGAUGGUGAAGUGCUUUCCAACCCAAGAAGGACUUUUAUUACUCCUCCUGGUCAAGGGUUCAUGCCCAGCGAGACGGCCAGACACCAUCGUGCCGUCAUCCUGACCGUCCUGAAGGAGGCGCUGGAGCAGGCGGGACUCAAACCGGCGGAAAUCGACUGCGUGGCGUACACCAAAGGUCCUGGUAUGGGUGCUCCUCUGGUAACCGUGGCGAUCGUGGCACGUACAGUGGCUCAGCUGUGGGGGAAGCCCCUGCUGGGCGUCAACCACUGCGUGGGACACAUUGAGAUGGGAAGACUCAUCACCAAGGCAGACAACCCCACCGUGCUGUAUGUGAGCGGGGGGAACACGCAGGUUAUUGCGUACUCCGAGCACCGGUACAGGAUAUUUGGGGAGACCAUUGACAUCGCAGUUGGGAACUGUUUGGACCGGUUUGCCAGAGUUAUUAAGAUUUCCAACGAUCCGAGUCCAGGUUAUAACAUCGAACAGAUGGCCAAAAAAGGGAGUCAGUUUGUGGAGCUGCCGUACACGGUGAAAGGCAUGGACGUGUCUUUUUCUGGGAUUCAGUCUUAUAUCGAGGAAGCUGCCAAUAAGAUGCUGAGCUCUGGACAGUGUACAGCGGAGGAUCUGUGUUUCUCACUGCAGGAGACGCUGUUCUCCAUGCUGGUGGAGAUCACGGAGCGGGCCAUGGCCCACUGCGGCUCCCAGGAGGUGCUCAUCGUCGGGGGCGUCGGCUGUAACCUGCGUCUGCAGGAGAUGAUGGCUGUGAUGUGUGAGGAGAGAGGAGCCAAGCUGUUCGCCACGGACGAACGAUUCUGCAUCGACAACGGCGCCAUGAUCGCUCAGGCAGGCUGGGAGAUGUUCCGCUCGGGUCAGGUGACGGAGCUGGAGGACUCGUGGAUCACACAAAGGUACAGGACAGAUGAGGUGGAGGUGACGUGGAGAGACUGACCGGACUACGGUUCUGAUUGUGGUUGCAGCAGGUCUGCUUCACCCCGCCUGGACGGAGCAGCCCAACAUAGAGAUGCUGCACACGUGCGUGAAAGAUGUUUAAAGAUGGGAAGAAUACAUGUUUCAAGAGUUUGAUUUUCUAUAUUGUACUCUUAAACAACUACAAUCUUUACAUCCAUCCAGGUAGACAUCUGUGUGUUGUUCCUCCGCAUUAGCUCAUUAAAAUAUAUAUUUUAAAAACCAGUUCAACAUGUUUUUCAGUUAUCGUGCAUCAUUUCACAAUUG
This is a messenger RNA of Cololabis saira (Pacific saury), 1416 nucleotides long. RefSeq names its product O-sialoglycoprotein endopeptidase (gene osgep). The transcript has 12 exons. Gene Ontology annotation, cellular component: cytoplasm; EKC/KEOPS complex. The record is from RefSeq and is a predicted model, not a curated record. NCBI's taxonomy places the organism in Eukaryota, Metazoa, Chordata, Actinopteri, Beloniformes, Belonidae. Gene Ontology annotation, biological process: tRNA threonylcarbamoyladenosine modification. Bases 124 to 1131 code for a protein of 335 amino acids.